Microthlaspi erraticum is the source of this 966-nucleotide messenger RNA. NCBI's taxonomy places the organism in Eukaryota, Viridiplantae, Streptophyta, Magnoliopsida, Brassicales, Brassicaceae. The record is from the annotation of a GenBank genome assembly.
AUGGAACCUUAUCUUAUCAUUGAGAGAAUUGGAGCUGUGGCUUAUCGUCUAGAACUACCAGCAGAACUAGAAGCAUUUCACGAUGUGUUUCAUGUCUCUGUAUUACGGAAAGUGGUUGCAGAAAAGGAGUUGAUCAUACCACAGCCACCUAAAGACUUGGAGCUAGAUUUGUCAGUUAAGGGAAGACCUGUGUCAAUCCUAAGCCGUAGAGAUGGUGGCUCAAUGGGAAAGAAAGCUCGAACAGUUCAAAUAUGUUGGGAAAGAGAUGGUAUUCAGGAGGUAACAUGGGAGACUGAACAACACAUGAGACAAGAUUAUCCUGAACUCUUUACUGAGGAUAGUGGAGUUUUGAAUUCAGGGACGAAUUCUCUAGAAGUGGGGGAGAAUUAGAAAUCUCAGUUUUCCAGUUUUGCUUCCAGUUUCUGCUUGAGGUUUUGGGGGAAGGAUUCCGGUCGAACCCGAACGAUUCAGACCAGAUUGGUGGUAGAUCCAGAUAGAGGGAGUGUCAGAGAAGGCAAGGGAGUCGAAGUUGGUACCAUAGGAGGUUCAGUUUUCCUACAACAGUCUCAAUCCGUUUUCAGCCAAAUUCAGAGAGGAAGAAUCGAGCUAUGGGCCAUGGUCUUCCCUCGAAACUGGACUGUGAUGGGCCGACGGGUUACAUGCAGGUCACGAACGGCUGACGAGCCCGGUAUGGGAGUGUAUGAGCUACGGCUGCCUCCAAGCAUGAGGUGUUUGGAAAAUGAGGAAUACGGGUGUUACAAGAAGACAACGGAAGGAUUUCAGUCUCUUCCUUACGUUGUGGCGCUAUUCAGUGCGACGCUUUGGCUUUACUACGCAACACAGAAGAAAGAUGUUUUCCUUCUCGUCCAAUCAACGCCUUUGGCUGUUUCAUCGAAACCAUCUACAUCUCCAUCUUCCUUGCCUUCGCCCCCAAGAAAGCCCGGGUACCUAAAAGCCCAUAAUUGA